GUGUUUGUGCGGCUGCAGCAGGGAGGAUGCCGGUGGAGAGGACGGAGCAGCGCGGAGCCGACGAGCUCUACAAGUAUUAUGAAAUCUACGACACGAUCGGUUCAGGAGGCUUUGCUAAAGUCAAGCUGGGCCGACACAUCCUGACCGGAGAGAAGGUCGCCAUUAAAAUCAUGAACAAGAAGGAUUUAGGGGAUGACCUUCCUCGUGUGAAGGUGGAGAUAGACGCCAUGAAGAACCUGAGUCACCAGCACGUCUGUCGUCUCUACCACGUCAUAGAGACCUCCACCCAGAUCUUCAUGGUGCUGGAGUACUGUCCAGGAGGAGAGUUGUUCGACUACAUCAUAGCAAAGGACCGUCUGUCAGAGGAGGAGACCAGAGUGUUCCUCAGACAGAUUGUGUCUGCCAUGGCCUACGUCCACAGCCAGGGAUACGCACACAGGGACCUCAAACCGGAGAACUUACUGAUUGAUGAAAACCACAACUUGAAACUGAUCGACUUUGGAUUGUGUGCCAAACCUAAGGGAGGUUUGGAGUUCCAGCUGAUGACUUGUUGUGGGAGUCCUGCGUACGCUGCUCCUGAACUCAUCCAGGGGAAAGCGUACAUCGGUUCGGAGGCUGAUGUGUGGAGUAUGGGAGUGCUGCUGUUCGCUCUGCUCUGCGGAUACCUUCCCUUCGAUGAUGACAACUGCAUGGUCCUCUACAGGAAGAUUACAAGAGGUAAAUAUGAUAACCCCCAGUGGCUCUCUCCAGGUAGUGUCCUCCUCCUCAACCAGAUGAUGCAGGUGGACCCAAAGCGCCGUAUUAGUGUUCGUCAUCUGCUGGACCAUCCCUGGGUGACCAAGGACUACAACAGCCCUGUGGAGUGGCACAGCAGGCAGCCGCUCGGCCACAUAGAUGAGGACUGUAUCACUGAGAUGGCUGUCAACAUGAAGCGAUCGAGGCAGAGCACCACAGCGCUGGUUAACGAGUGGCGCUAUGAUCAGACCACAGCCACCUACCUGCUGCUGCUGGCAAAGAAGCAGAGGGGCAAACCUGUCCGCCUGCGCCCUGAACGAACCGUCUGUGAGGACUCUUGCUCUCCGCUGCACCAGGGACGACAGACCAGAGAGGUGCUUCACUUAAGCGAGGAUGAAGACGCAGUGAUCGUGGGCUCUCUGGACUUCUGCUCAGAAUACAUUGAUGAUUGCCCGUGGGUUUCAGUCUCACAAUACACACCCCAGGGGGCCAGAGGUCAGCCAGAUGGAGCCGCAAACCCCAAGGACACGAGACUAGCAUCUCCAUCAGUGGAGAGAAGAUGCGGUUACAGCCCGACCCCAGAGAGGGGGCGAACAACGGCGCAGCAGCAGCGCCAGGAGAGGAGGUGCAGAGAGCAGGAGCAAAUCAGUGAGAACAAGGAGAAUGUGGCCGUGCAGGAGAGAGAUGUUGACAUAUUUGUGUUGCCUCCUCCUCGAACCCCCGCGUCCAGUAAGAAGAACGCACGGGCCAACAAGAAUGUGUUGACCACGCCCAACCAAAAUACAAACGCUGACGGCGCUAAACCCAACUCAGGCACACCUAAAGGUGGAGUCAGUGCCUCUACAGAGCAGAGUCAGAAGAAAGCAGAGAACAAUGAAAGUGCAAACAUGGAAAUGCUGGCCUUCAGUCCUGAGAGAAGGUCUCGCUCGUUGGACAUGGCUGUUACAGGAAGCAGCGGGAAGAAGAAGAAAGGAGGAAAGGUGUUCGGUUCUCUGGAGAGAGGUCUGGACAAGAUGAUCACCAUGCUCACUCCCAGCAAGAGGCGAGCCCUGCGCGACGGCCCGCGCAAGAUCAAGGUGCAGUACAACGUGACUCUGACCAGUCAGACCAACCCAGACCAGGUGCUAAACCAGAUCCUCUCCAUCCUGCCGGACAAAAACAUCGACUUCACACAGAAGGGCUAUACCCUCAAGUGUCGAACAUAUGGCGACUUUGGAAAGGUGACCAUGGAGUUUGAGUUGGAGGUGUGUCUGCUGCAGAGGCCCGAGGUGGUCGGGGUCCGCCGUCAGAGGCUGAAAGGAGACGCCUGGGUCUACAAGCACCUGGUGGAGGACAUACUGGCCACAUCCAGGAUCUAAAUAACGCACUUUCCCGACCAUUUCACCCACUGUCUAAGGACGCAGUGACGGUGGUGAUCUCUGGAUUACAUCGCUGAAUACCUGUAUCUACACAAAUACUCUCAGGACAAACACAUCAACAGACAGUAUGUGAACGCUGAGGGUAAAAAAAAAACGUCUUAGAGCUUGUUAACAGAGGAGGUGGUCUUCACCCGUUAAUGAUCAGUCCUGAAUUAUUCUCAGUAAAUAUUUGAACCUGUCCUCAGGCCAGCCUGCCACCCCUAGAGGACAUGGUACAUGAAAUCUAUGAGCAUUACAUGACACGUCUUCCUGUACAGAAUAUCUUGUUUUAUGUAGCAUGUUGUUGUUUUACUUCUCCUCAGCUUGAAUCUGAGCUCGGUCAACCCUCGGGAGAUGAUCGUGUAUAUGUAUGAAAUGUAACAACGCUCUGCACAGCAUACCUUCUGGCUACGUAUUACCAUAUUUAUGUGUGGAUGUUGUUAUUCCCCCCCUUUAGGUGCUAAACUUGAUUGAAUAAGAGAAAGAAGAAGCAGAGCAUUACUAAUUUGCUGUCGUCGUUGUUUUUGAUGUACAUGUGUUUACUCUUCCUCCAUCAUGACACUUUUACAUGGUUGUCUCUUGUGUGUGUGUAGCGUCUUUUUCCAACUUCUUCUUCUCCGUCUUUGUCCUGUUUUAAACUGUCACAUCGUGUUUGUACGAUUCCUACUGAAGAAGGAAAAUAAAUGAUUUCUGGUCGAUUGAA
Labrus mixtus (cuckoo wrasse) is the source of this 2835-nucleotide messenger RNA. It is a transcript of the gene melk, whose product is annotated as maternal embryonic leucine zipper kinase. NCBI's taxonomy places the organism in Eukaryota, Metazoa, Chordata, Actinopteri, Labriformes, Labridae. Gene Ontology annotation, biological process: intracellular signal transduction; protein phosphorylation; microtubule cytoskeleton organization. The transcript is spliced from 17 exons. The record is from RefSeq and is a predicted model, not a curated record. Gene Ontology annotation, cellular component: cytoplasm. Gene Ontology annotation, molecular function: protein serine/threonine kinase activity; tau-protein kinase activity; ATP binding. Bases 27 to 2093 code for a protein of 688 amino acids.